Messenger RNA from Paramacrobiotus metropolitanus, 1729 nucleotides. RefSeq lists its product as uncharacterized. The transcript is spliced from 5 exons. Gene Ontology annotation, cellular component: plasma membrane. Gene Ontology annotation, biological process: G protein-coupled receptor signaling pathway. The record is from RefSeq and is a predicted model, not a curated record. Gene Ontology annotation, molecular function: G protein-coupled receptor activity. Bases 343 to 1509 code for a protein of 388 amino acids. Lineage: Eukaryota; Metazoa; Tardigrada; Eutardigrada; Parachela; Macrobiotidae.
UGUUCUUUAUCGUGCCUCGAUUCACUGAAACUGAUUUCAUAUUUUCCGUAACGUUUUUGGAUUUCACGCUUCGUGCACGGGUGAUAGCCUAGGCAAAUGUAUUUUUGUCCUCGGAAUUAUUAUCAGCAUUUCAAACAAGCAUCCGAUUGCUCUUUGUGUCGGGCAAUGUGCCAUGCUUAUUGCUACUGCAUGUACAGAGUAGAUCACACGUUCUUCUAUUGCAAAAACAUUCCUGCAACCCUAAACAACUGGUCGUCCAGCGUGGUUAUCGGUUAACACUUUUGUUUUGAAAGGAGCCUCUCGUAAAAUAAAGCAGACAAAUUCCAGAGAUUCGGUAGAAGUAUGCAAAACGACGUAGAGCCUAUUAUAGCCACCGUCGCGCCACUUGUGCCGACUACAACAUGCGGAUGGCCGGAUCGCGAUGUUUCCGUCGAUUUUAACAAUCCCGACGUUAUCUAUGCGGACCAGGUGAUACGUCCGAUGUGGAUGUUCUUGUGCACAACAGGAAACAUACUGAAUGUUGUCCUCCUGCACCGUAUUCUCACCUACCAGAAGGUGUUCCUCGUCGGUAUGGCAUGGUUCGAUCUGACAUGCAUGUGGGCAUGGUUCGGCUUGUAUAUCGGGGGCUUCGUUUGGAAAGGGCAUGCCAUGCCGCCCCUGAUCCGAAUAAUAACGGCUGUCGGCAACACGCUGGCCCAAUGCUCAGACUGGACCCUGCUGGCGUUCAGCAUUACACGCGUCUUAUGCACCAUUUUUCCUUUAAAAGCGCGAGCGUUGUUUACUGUAUUUCGCGCCCGAGUCGUUCUCGUAGUCAUCCUCGUUCCGGCAACGGCAACAUUCCUUUAUGACUUCGUAUCUGUGUCGUUUCCAGCCAAUGCGACGGACCAGUGGCAAACAGAAUGGACGACUGUUCAUAUUAAGGGAACGGCGUUCGCCGAAUUAAUAACUUUCUUCGCCAUCUUCGCGUCCAACAUCUUCGUCAUUGGCUUUAUAAAAAUCCAGCAUAUUCAGCAGCAACUGGACCGCAGUACUCCGGAGAGCCCAUCGGAUUCUCGACCACUCCAUCCUGGUGUCGAGAACGGUCACCAAGCCAACGGUUUCCAGCGCAGCCGUUUCAUUCGUGUGAUUCGCCAUGUGAAGAGAUCCCAAACCACGGCCACGCUGCGCAUGUUAACCGCCUCGACCUGUCUGUACAUUCUCACCAGGAGCCCAGUGGUCAUCUACCAGAUCAUGGAGAAGAUGUGCGUGGCCCGGAUGACCGACCACCAGUAUUCCAUCUUUGUCGGUGUGCACAAUCAGUUUCUCUUCGCCAGCUACUCAUUACAGUUUGUAUUGUACUGUGCUGUUAAUCCGCCUUACUUAAAACGAGCGCUGCAUGUGCUGCGGUACUGUAAAAUCCCGCCACCCGUUAACUCGCCGGCCGGAUCACGUAUUCAGUCAACAUCUAGUGCGAGAAGUCUGCGUCGGGAGACAUCGGCACCCCGGUCGCCAGAGCCGGUUGAAGUUUAACGGGGAACCUGCAGUUUUCGGAAGGUAGUUUAGCGUUGAAUUGCGCAAACCUCUGUAUUUAAACAAGUAUUGUUUGCUAAUGUAGCACUUGUUUGUUGCUGUUUGCUAGCAUCCUCGACGAUAAUUUAUUUUCAAACUCCGACGAUUGCCACACACGUCGUAUCAGAAACCGAACUGAUUCCCAAAGUAUUGAAACUCACGGACUUACAAUGUAUAGAGG